AGAGCAACAUCAAUAUUGUUUUUACUUCUGAUAAAUAAUAUUAUUUGCACUAAAUCAAUAUAUGAAAUAUCAUAGAAUGAAUAUGGAAGAACAGUACUCCUCAUUUGAGAAGACUAUUGAUUAUACUAUAAUAGUUAAAAAAGAAAUCCAAAAUGAUUAAGAUGAAGAUACUGGACUUUUGUCUGAAUAAUUGGAAACAUGCGAAUCUCAUAUUUCUUCAAAUUCAUUAACGAUCUCAAAUUCACAAAUCAAUUUGGCAUAAGCCUAAGAACAAGUAGGCCCACUAGAAUAAAAGUUAUUUGAUAAAAGUCAUCAGGCAGAGGAUAAGGAAGGUGAGGAAUAGAGAAACAAAUGAUAUAUUAAUAAGUUGAUUUAGUAAAGAUAAGAAUCUGGAUAAUAAUUUGAAAGUAAAAGAGAUGAAUUAACAUCAAUUGUUGGAACAUUUAGUGAAGCUAAAAAAAUUAUAUCUUCCAUUAAGGCAGAUCCAACUGCUUUAAUUUAAUUGAAAAACCAUAAGAAUAAUAUAUUAAAUUAGAUAUAAAUAUCAUCCAUAUUCUAUACUUUGAUUCAUUCAACCUAUCUCUAAUUCAAUAAGGAACAAGCCAAGAAAAGUCAUUAGAAUUAUUGACGAUUUAAUC
Molecule: messenger RNA, 638 nt
Organism: Paramecium tetraurelia
Lineage: Eukaryota; Ciliophora; Oligohymenophorea; Peniculida; Parameciidae
Exons: 3
Source: RefSeq, a predicted model, not a curated record